Camellia sinensis is the source of this 1080-nucleotide messenger RNA. Lineage: Eukaryota; Viridiplantae; Streptophyta; Magnoliopsida; Ericales; Theaceae. The record is from RefSeq and is a predicted model, not a curated record.
ACGUGGGGGGGGGGUUCUUGGGAGGACUACUGGGCCAUCAGAUUAGCACAAUCCACCUAUCUCGGUCUCAGAUGGCAGAGCUGGGGCAGUUAACGAGUUGGGGGAAAAAGAAAAGAGUAUUGGUAAAAUGCGAGGGAUCAUCAUCUACAGGACAACUAUCUUAUGAGAAAAAUUUCUGCUUGUGUGUCUCUACCGGUGAAGAGAUGUAUAAUCCAAGUGAAUGGUAUAUGGUCAAUCUGUCAAGCAAUAAGGACAAGAAGGAGGAAGAAGAGGAGAAAGCAAGGUUCCUUCUUCCAAUCCCAUCCUCAGAAAUCAGAGGAGCAUACAUGGCUUUCUGCCAUGAGCAACACCACCAAGGAGAGGAUCCACCAAUACUCUCUCCGUUUAUGAAGUUGAACAAGUUUUGUAGUUACAGUGCUUCUUGUGCUGUUGUCGGAUCCACUAUAUAUCGCAUUGGAGGGGAUCAUCGUGGAGGGAAUUUGAAAGGUCGAUGGUCCCGUAAAGUUAGGUUUGUUGAUACUAAUCAUCCGGAUGAGGGUUGGAAGAGAGGUCUUUCCACUCUAUGUGGUAGAUCAAAUACUCCGGUUCUUAGUGUCAAUGGAAAGCUCUAUGUGUUUGGUGGUCACCAUCCUGCUGAUAUUCCAGGCGUUUGGGGGGAGUUUUUAGAUACUACAACCGGUGAAUGGAAUCCUUUGCCUAAUCCCCCGCCUUCUCUUCUUCCGCCUGCUUCUCUUGCAUCUCUGCAUUUCUUUGUUGCCCCUCUUACAGGCGAAUAUUCUGACAAAAUCCUUGUUUGUUCUAAACUUACAAAAGCCUUGUGUCUCUAUGACGUUGAAAAACAUAUUUGGGAAUGUUUGGGUCCUCCAAAAUGUGGUCGCUUCCUUAGCACACCUAUUGUCGUUCUUACCACUAUCUACUGGAUUAAUUUUUAGUCACUGUUUGCUUAUGAUUUUGUUCAGAAAACUUUGAUCAAGAUGCCCAUAACAGAUUUUCAAAUCUGUUGGCUUUUGGAUUCAUACAAAGAGGAUCCAUAUGAAAUGAAGCCAACCCUAGUUCAUUUGAUUGGUGAUGAUUUUUGCU